AUGUUUUUUGUCGGCUCUCCUAUCCUAUCAAUUUUGAUGCUUAAAUCUAACUACGUAUUGACUAAUGAUAGACCAGAAGUGGGCAUUUGUUUGACUAUCGAUGAAAACCUAACCAAAUAUUACAGCAAUUGUUUUGUUGGCAAUAAUACAGCAUUUCUAAGAUUAUAUUGUUGUCGGGAUGAGGAUUAUGAUAGACAUAAGCUUAAUAGUGAUACAUAUAGAGAGUACUGUUGCGAUAUCGACACGUUUGCCGGACAACACAGGACACGACUUCAUUUAAUCCUAAUAAUGGUUUGCGUGUCAGCCGGAAUCGGACACAAACCGCUCGGACGACAGUUAAAAAUAACAAAUUGGACACAAAGACAACGGAUCGAGAGAUCAGUCAUAAGACACAGGGCUUAGGUGUUACAGUUGGCGGCACUGGUGUUGGUGUUGGUAUACACAACAACAACAGGACAGGUAUAUCAUCAGGAA
Molecule: messenger RNA, 474 nt
Organism: Oppia nitens
Lineage: Eukaryota; Metazoa; Arthropoda; Arachnida; Sarcoptiformes; Oppiidae
Exons: 4
Coding region: 1-402 (133 amino acids)
Source: RefSeq, a predicted model, not a curated record